Molecule: messenger RNA, 2002 nt
Organism: Xenia sp. Carnegie-2017
Lineage: Eukaryota; Metazoa; Cnidaria; Anthozoa; Malacalcyonacea; Xeniidae
Product: dnaJ homolog subfamily C member 22-like
Exons: 1
Coding region: 58-1179 (373 amino acids)
Biological process (GO): endocytosis
Cellular component (GO): plasma membrane; early endosome
Source: RefSeq, a predicted model, not a curated record
CAUGUAAUGGCGGGUAUACAAUGAUAACUCUAGUAUAAACAUAGUCACAAAUCACUGAUGUUGUUGUCAUUGUUUUACACAAUUACACCAUCCUUAUUAAAACGGCCAAUAACUAUGGCUAAAAAGAGUCUUCUCUUUACUUAUAUCUUGUGGCUAUUCCUUGGAGUGUUUGGAAUUCAUCACUUCUAUCUUGGACGAGAUAUCCAUGCCUUUCUAUGGUGGUCGACGUUCGGUGGAGUGUUCGGUUUAGGCUGGUUUCGUGAUAUUUGGAGAGUGCCAGAUUAUGUUGACGACGCCAACGAAGAACCGUCAUACGUAGAGCACUUGAAAGGAAAAAUCAAAAGAGGCACGCCGCAGUUUAAUGCCAGCCGUUUUGCAGGACAGUUGUUGGUUGGCUAUUUCUACGGUUUUCUUGUCAGAAUAGCAAUCCCUGAAGAAUAUCCUCUUUGGACGACAGGAGUGGUUGUACCUUUUGGAGUAGCUGUCGGCGUUUAUCUGGUUGGGAACGUUGGACGAGAGAAAGGAGACUUCAUUACUCCUUUAUGUGUUAGCUAUAUAUCUAAUGUCAUAUUGGCGUGCAUUACAAAACAAGAACCAGGUAUAAUGUACGUUGCGUUGUUCAGCGCCCUAGCAUUUCAAAAUUACCGUGAAUUCAGAACGCAAAGACGACCUAAACGAGGCGUUUGCAAGCGAUUUUUCAUGAUUUGCUUGGGAGGAUGCCUUGUCAUGGGAUUGUGGAUUUCAUUCCUGUAUCACAACGCGGCUGUUGUCACUGAAGAUGGUGAAACUAUCAAACUUAAGGUUGCGAUUAAUCAUUUCUUUAGUUCACCAUUGUGGAGGGAUUUUAAAGAUAUUAUGAGGCAGUUGUUCAAAGAAGCACGGACACAUGGCUGGCAGAAGCUCUUUGAUGAGUUGGUGCGAGCAGCUGAUCCCACGGGUGAGCAGAAUGCUUUGAAAGUGCUAAACUUGACAGAAAAUGCUACUCAGCAAGAAAUCAAAAACCGUUACAGGCAACUAGCCCGCGAAUGGCAUCCUGAUGUAUAUCGCGGAGAUAAAGACUUUGCGCAGAAACGCUUUAUACAAUUACAAGAAGCUUAUGACAUUCUGUCAGCAAUCAAAGCACGAAGAUUGUCGAAGAACCAAAAGAGAAGAGACGAUUAUAACAAAUUUAAAAGAUAACCCCUCAUUAGUUCAGAGAUUGUUGCAUUAUUUACCAAACAGAACGAACAUGUUGACAAUUAAUCAAUGCUGAAAGAUAGUUCAGUUCCAUGUGCUCCGUUAUUAGACUUUAUCUCUCUUCUGUGGAAGAGCUUAAGAUUGCAUAUGUAAAUAACACGGAAACCUGAUCAAAACGAAGAAAAACUUGCCUUAUCUUUAUUUUGAAAUUUAACACAACUUUUUGUGCAGAUGGAGCGACUGGGACUAACGGCUAUCUAUAAAAUGUGCUCUAAGUGCCAGAUUUACUCUAUCAGUGUUGAGAACUUCGUACUAGAACAUAUUCUUUUUAGCAAUGUGUACAAUACCAAGCAAUUUUAAGCAUCAACUAUUGUAUCAAAAUACACACACGUGAGUCAAAACCAUCGUCAAAUUGGAAUAAGUCAAUUUUACAAGAGUUAGAAUCAGUAGAAUUUUACAGCAGUUUAACUAUUUCGCUACAAAAUAGCAGUUCAACUGUUAAAUAUUUACACACCAAAAUCCAAGCGAAGGGUAAAGUUCAAUCCAGGAAGAAAGACCGAACGCAAAGAGUACUGCACAUGUUUCCACGCGCCUUCUUCCAUUAACUAGAGAUUUAUCAUCUGCCGUCAUGUUUUGAUUUGCAUACCAUGCGUUCAUUACUAUUGCGUAAUCAACGCUACUUUCUGGAAAAUAUCAUCGUUUACGGUUAAUUAUUUGACUUGUUUCAACUGAAUUCUUGUUAUCAACAAUGAUUUUUGCUUAAAAUACAAAUCAUCACAUAAUAGUGAUUUUUCGUGUCAGAAUAGACACAAAGAUUGGUGUUAAA